GUGUGUGUUCCCUCAUGGCAGGGCUCGCCUCCCCCUCCCCGCAGUGAGUGUCCCGGCGCGGGGGCAGCGCCGGACGGGCGACCGCGGCCAUGCCGGGCGGUAAGGAGACACGGCUGCUGCACCUCAGCGAGAUGGAGAAGCUCGACAAGACCCUUUUCAGGCUGGAGCAGGGUUUUGAACUGCAGUUCCGACUGGGCCCAACUCUUCAAGGCAAGCCCGUUACUGUGUACACAAAUUAUCCAGCUUCUGGAGAAGUGUUUGAUCGCCACAAGUUCAGGACAUUAUCAUGGCACAAUCCUGCAGGAAAGGAAGAUGACUCUGACAAAUACUGCAAGCUGGAUCUCCAAAUUUCUGGGUCAUAUCAGUACUAUUUUAGUCUUGGAAAUGAAAAAAGCGGUGGAGGUUACAUAGUUGUGGAUCCUAUUUUGCAUGUUGGAGCUGAUAAUCAUGUACUACCUUUGGAUUGUGUUACGCUCCAGACAUUCCUUGCUAAGUGUCUGGGACCAUUUCAUGAAUGGGAAGAUAGACUUAAAGUUGCAAAAGAAACAGGUUACAACAUGAUUCAUUUUACGCCACUGCAGAAGCUUGGACUGUCUAGAUCAUGUUAUUCACUGGCUGACCAGUUAGAAGUAAAUCCUGAAUUUUCAACCCAUAAUAAAAAGUGCACUUGGAGUGAUAUAGGAGCUCUUGUGGAGAAACUGAAAAAUGAAUGGAAUAUGCUUUGCAUCACAGAUGUAGUCUACAAUCACACUGCUACUAACAGUGAAUGGCUCAGGAUGCAUCCAGAAUGUGGCUAUAACCUUGUAAAUUCUCCUCACCUGAAGCCAGCUUGGGUAUUGGAUAGAGCUCUGUGGCACUUGACCGGUAUGGUGGCCGAUGGGAAGUGUAUUGCCAAAGGCGUCCCUCCCUUGAUUGAGAGUGAUCAACACCUGAAUUGUUUACGUAAAAUAAUUCAUGAAGAUAUAUAUCCAAGAAUUAGACUAUGGGAGUUUUUCCAAGUGGAUGUUAACAAAGCUGUGCAGCAAUUUAAAACCCUUCUAACUCAAGGCAAAAUGAACACUAAAUCUGAUCCAAAUCAACAUCUUCAAAUACUUCAAGACCCUGAUUAUAGGCGAUUUGGCUGUACUGUAGAUAUGAAUAUAGCAUUGGCAACAUUCAUACCACACAGCAAUGGACCAGCUGCAAUAGAAGAAUGUUGUAACUGGUUUCGCAAGAGGAUUGAGGAACUAAACGCUGAGCAAUACAGACAAACUACUCACCAUCAAGAACAGGCUGUCAAUUGUCUUGUGGGGACUGUGGUUUAUGAACGAAUGGCUUGUGGUGGUCCUAAGCUGGGUCUUAUCAGUAGAAAAAAUCCCUUAGUUACCAGGUAUUUUACGUAUCCAUUUAAAGAGAUGACUGUGGAGGAAGAAGAAAGUAUGAUACAUCAGCCAGAUAAAGCUUGUUAUUUCAUGGCUCAUAAUGGCUGGGUUAUGGGAGAUGAUCCUCUUAGAAACUUCGCUGAACCAGGUUCGAAUGUUUACUUGAGAAGAGAGCUCAUUUGUUGGGGAGACAGUGUGAAACUGCGUUAUGGUAAUAAACCUGAAGACUGCCCAUACCUCUGGGCACAUAUGAAAAAAUACACUGAAAUCACUGCCAAAUAUUUCCAUGGUGUUCGUCUUGACAACUGUCACUCAACGCCUAUUCAUGUAGCUGAGUACAUGCUGGACACAGCUAGAAAAUUGCGAGCCGAUUUGUAUGUAGUGGCUGAACUGUUCACAGGAAAUGAGGAGCUGGACAAUAUCUUUGUGAAUAGGCUGGGCAUUACCUCCUUAAUAAGAGAGGCAAUGACUGCUUAUAAUAGCCAUGAAGAGGGAAGGUUAGUUUAUCGUUUUGGAGGUGAACCUGUCGGCUCUUUCGUUCAGCCGCGUUUGAGGCCUUUGAUGCCAGCUAUUGCUCACGCACUGUUCAUGGAUAUUACACAUGAUAAUGAAUGUCCAAUUCAGCACCGAUCUGCCUAUGAUGCUCUUCCGAGUGCAAUGAUUGUUUCCAUGGCUUGCUGUGCUACAGGAAGCACCAAAGGCUAUGAUGAACUAGUGCCACACCAGAUCUCUGUAGUAUCUGAAGAGAGGUUUUAUUCAAAAUGGAAUCCAGCAGCACAUCUGACUUCUGGUGAAGUUAAUUUCCAAACAGGAAUUCUGGCAGGAAGGCUGGCUAUAAACAGGCUGCAUCAGGAGCUGGGGGCUAAAGGCUUUAAUCAGGUGUAUGUAGAUCAGGUUGAUGAAGAUAUAGUCGCAGUGACAAGACACUGCCCUACCACACACCAGUCUGUCGUGGCUGUGUGUCGAACGGCCUUCAGGGAUCCUAAAACUUGCUUCUAUAGUAAAGAAGUACCUGAAAUGUGUAUCCCAGGAAAAAUAGAAGAAGUAGUACUUGAGGCUAGGACUAUUGAGAGAAGUGCUAGUCCUUACAAAAGAGAUCUACAUUUUAUAAAUGGAUUGCCUAAUUUCGCAAUGGAACUCAGAGAGCAUAUCCAGAUUAAAGACAGUAAAAUCAUAAAGCAAGCUGGAACUGCCAUAAAAGGGCCAAAUGAAUUUGUUCAAGAAAUAGAAUUUGAAAAAUUAACACCGGGAAGUAUAAUAGUAUUCAGAGUCAGUCUUGACCCAAAGGCACAGGAGGCUGUUGGUAUACUCCGCAACCAUUUGAUCCAGUUCAGCGCUCAUUUUAAAUCUGGAAGUCUUCCUGACGAUCAUUUAGCACCGAUUUUAAAAACCCCAUUUUCUUCUAUUGCAUCUAAACUGACUUUGGCCGACCUAAAUCAAGUGCUGUAUAGAUGUGAGGCAGAAGAACAAGAAGAUGGUGGAGGGUGUUACAAUAUACCAAACUGGUCACCGCUGAAGUAUGCAGGCCUCCAAGGGUUAAUGUCAGUGAUGGCAGACAUUAGACCAAAGAAUGAUUUGGGUCAUCCAUUUUGUGAUAAUUUAAGAUCUGGAGACUGGAUGAUUGAUUAUGUCAGUAAUCGUCUGAUUUCACGUGGUGGAGCCUGUGCAGAGGUUGGUAAAUGGUUGAAGGCCAUGUUUGUGUACCUAAAGAGAAUUCCCCGUUACCUCAUCCCGUGUUACUUUGAUGCCAUAUUAGUGGGUGCAUACACAACACUUCUGGAUGUGGGAUGGCAUCAGAUGUCUAGCUUUGUGCAAAAUGGAUCAACGUUUGUUAAACACCUUUCCUUGGGUUCAAUCCAGUUGUGUGGAAUAGGAAAAUAUUCUUGUCUGCCAAAUCUGUCUCCUUCCUUACAUGAUGUUCCCUAUAGGCUCAAUGAGAUUACAAAUGAGAAGGAACAGUGUUGCGUUUCCUUGGCAGCUGGUUUACCUCACUUUUCUUCUGGAAUUUUUCGUUCUUGGGGAAGGGACACUUUUAUUGCACUAAGAGGUCUGAUGUUAGUUACCGGGCGCUAUCUCGAAGCAAGAAACAUCAUUUUAGCAUUUGGUGGGACUUUAAGACAUGGUCUCAUUCCCAAUCUGCUCGGCGGGGGCACACAUGCCAGAUACAACUGUCGAGAUGCUGUGUGGUGGUGGCUUCAAUGUAUCCAGGACUACUGUAAAAUUGUUCCAAAUGGAUUAGACAUUCUCAGGUGUCCCGUUGCUAGGAUGUACCCGAGAGAUGACUCUUCUCCUCAACCUGCAGGCACUGUGGAUCAGCCACUUUACGAAGUAAUACAGGAAGCAAUGCAACGACAUAUGGAAGGCAUAAAUUUCCGAGAGAGGAAUGCUGGUCCACAGAUUGAUCAGAACAUGAGAGAUGAAGGUUUUAAUGUAACUGCAGGUGUUGACCACGAAACUGGCUUUGUGUUUGGAGGGAACCGCUUCAAUUGUGGCACUUGGAUGGAUAAAAUGGGAGAGAGUGAAAAAGCACGCAACAAAGGAAUUCCAGCUACUCCAAGAGAUGGCUCUGCUGUGGAAAUUGUUGGACUGUGCAAGUCAGCUGUCCGCUGGUUGCUGGAUUUAUCCGGGAAAAACAUAUUUCCAUUCCGUGGAGUCACUGUAAAAAGACAUGGAAAGGAGGAGAUUAUCACAUACGAUGAGUGGAACAGAAAAAUUCAAGGACACUUCGAAAGGCUGUUCUUUGUCUCUGAGAAUCCAGCAGAUCCCAAUGAAAAACGUCCAGAUCUCGUUCACAAACGUGGAAUUUAUAAAGACAGCUAUGGAGCUUCAAGUCCAUGGUGCGAUUACCAACUCAGGCCAAAUUUUACAGUAGCGAUGGUUGUGGCCCCAGAGUUGUUCACACCUGAGAAAGCUUGGAAAGCUCUGCAGACAGCAGAGGAAAAACUACUCGGUCCAUUAGGCAUGAAAACCUUAGACCCAGAUGAUAUGGUGUACUGUGGAGUAUAUGAUAAUGCUCUUGACAACGACAACUACAAUUUAGCCAAAGGUUUUAAUUAUCACCAAGGACCUGAAUGGCUGUGGCCAAUUGGAUAUUUUCUUCGUGCCAAAUUGUACUUCUCUAAGUUGAUUGGUCCAGAGAUAUAUGCGAAAACUGUCGUUAUGAUUAAGAAUGUUCUUUCUCGCCACUAUGUUCAUCUUGAAAGAUCAUCCUGGAAAGGGCUUCCAGAACUAACUAAUGAAAAUGGACAGUAUUGUCCUUUUAGCUGUGAAACUCAGGCCUGGUCGAUUGGUGUUAUCCUUGAAAUCCUUUAUGACUUGUAAAAGUUUAUUUUGAUUGAUUUGAUGAAAGUUCUGUGGUCUUAUUAUUGGGCAUAAAUGAAAACUUGGCUUACACUGCAAGGGAAAUCAACUGUUCUGCACAAUCACUUAAGCUGUGUCCUGACUUUCAAAGAUGCUGAAUGCCAGCAGCUCCUGUGUCCUAUAACUGUGUGGGGCUUGGAUUUUUUGAAAAUCAGACCAUGACAAUAAAACUGCAGUGCACACUUGAUGCAGAAACUUUUAGUAAGGAGCAAUUUUGAGAAUAUGCACAAACUAAUUUUAACUAGCUUUGGUUUUUUAGCCUUUUCAAAUCAAAAUCUUAAUGUAACAAAGUAGCUCUUUCCUGAGCUAAAAAUAAGUAGCACAGCUCUUAUGUUUUUUUUUCUUUGUCUCUUAAAGAGUAAAUGGAUGUUUUGCAAAUGCAUGCUUAAAGGGGAGUAGAAUAACUUCUAGCUUUCUGAGUUUGGUAUGCUUUGUGCUCUAGCACCAUACAUUAAUGAAGGCAUAAUAUGUUGUCUCUCCAUUGAACUGUAAGAUGGGGAUUUUUUGUGUGUGUGUUCAAUUGAGCACUUCACUAAGCAACCACAGAAAUAAAGUGUAUGAAUACUGUAAUAAACCAACCUCUGAAGUUAUAUAUAAAA
This is a messenger RNA of Manacus vitellinus (golden-collared manakin), 5320 nucleotides long. RefSeq names its product amylo-alpha-1, 6-glucosidase, 4-alpha-glucanotransferase (gene AGL). Lineage: Eukaryota; Metazoa; Chordata; Aves; Passeriformes; Pipridae. The record is from RefSeq and is a predicted model, not a curated record. Gene Ontology annotation, molecular function: 4-alpha-glucanotransferase activity; amylo-alpha-1,6-glucosidase activity. The transcript is spliced from 33 exons. The coding region runs from base 90 to 4682 and encodes 1530 amino acids. Gene Ontology annotation, biological process: glycogen biosynthetic process; glycogen catabolic process.